UGAGAGCUCUACAUCUUCAUCAUCACCAUCCUCAACACUGCUGCUGCUGUCUGCACAGCUGUCAUUAACUUGUUGAAUACUUUUGAUCAAUUUCAUUUUUCUUUUUCACCCAUAAGUGGCUUGUUUCCCCUCCCAUGAUGAACAGACUCGUCCUGACGUCAUCUGCGAUGCUGCUGUUGCUGUGUGUCUGGGUCAACUUGAGUCAAAGCAGUCCAGUGAGGUGCUGUACCAAAUAUUCAUCACAGCCUUUUCCUGUCCUCCGACUGAAAGACUUCACCCGACAGGACGCCACCAUGACCUGCAACAUAGAGGCUGUCAUUUUUACUACGGUGAAGAACAGACAGAUCUGUGCUAACCCUGAUGAUCUAUGGGUUCAGAACGCUAUCUUGCAUAUCCAGAACACAAAAAAGUCAUCAUAAUGUGGACACCAUCAGAUCGGUCUAAAACUGGCUUAAGCUGAACAAAUUAACAGAAACAGAAAUCCUUCUAUAAAAUGUAUUGUUUAGAAUUUAUUUUUAUAAUUAAUAAAUUAAUAAAUGGUUU
Molecule: messenger RNA, 543 nt
Organism: Sinocyclocheilus anshuiensis
Lineage: Eukaryota; Metazoa; Chordata; Actinopteri; Cypriniformes; Cyprinidae
Gene: ccl20a.4
Product: chemokine (C-C motif) ligand 20a, duplicate 4
Exons: 4
Coding region: 135-419 (94 amino acids)
Biological process (GO): immune response
Cellular component (GO): extracellular region
Molecular function (GO): chemokine activity
Source: RefSeq, a predicted model, not a curated record